Messenger RNA from Melanotaenia boesemani (Boeseman's rainbowfish), 1137 nucleotides. RefSeq names its product fibromodulin b (gene fmodb). The record is from RefSeq and is a predicted model, not a curated record. The coding region runs from base 1 to 1137 and encodes 378 amino acids. Gene Ontology annotation, molecular function: protein binding. Lineage: Eukaryota; Metazoa; Chordata; Actinopteri; Atheriniformes; Melanotaeniidae. The transcript is spliced from 3 exons.
AUGGCUCAAAAGUUUGAGAACCACAGCCUUAUUAAACACAGCUACCAUACCAACAUGCAACACAUCAUCAUCAUGACAUUCUUCUGUGCAGCAAUCAUGCAAACUGUAGUGUUUCUCCUCUUUAUGGGAGUAGUGGAUUUGAGCAUCAGCCAACACAACAACCCAUUCCAGUGGCUGCUCCAUCGACAGGGGCGGUGGCAAAAUGCUGGCUGGCAGAGUGAGAACAUGGAUUGCCCCCUGCAGUGUGACUGUCCCCAAGCCUUCCCUACAGCUAUGUACUGUAACAGCCGGAAUCUUCAGUACAUUCCCUAUGUCCCAUCCCAUAUAAAAUAUGCCUACCUGCAGCACAACCAGAUCACAGGCAUUAAGUAUGGGGUAUUUGACAAUGCUACCAACCUGGUCUGGAUAGUUUUAUCUCACAACCAGCUCAGCUCAGACAAGAUUAGUGAGAAUGUCUUCAGCAAGCUAAAAAACCUGGAUCAGCUUUACCUGGAUCACAAUGAGCUGACCCGUGUGCCUCAGAACUUGCCCAGCUCUAUCACAAACCUGCGACUUGGUCACAACAUGAUCUCAAAAAUCCCCCUGAGCACAUUUGAGAGGAUGACCAACCUCACCAUUCUUCAGCUCCAAGCAAAUGUCAUAGAGGACAUAGGAGGUGGGUUUAAGGGACUGAAGUCUCUGACCUUUUUGGAUUUGAAGAAAAACAAGCUGAAGAAAAUCCCUGACAACCUCCCUGAUAAUUUGCAGCAGCUCUACCUGGAGUCCAAUAACAUAGAGAGUGUACCAGAAGGCUUUCUGUCUAUGUAUCCUAAACUGCAGUUUGUCCGACUGGCUCAUAACAUGCUGACUGAUAAGGGACUGCCAGCCAAUGUUUUCAAUGGCAGCACACUCGUUGAGCUUGACCUGUCUUUUAAUAAACUGGAGAAGAUCCCUGUGGUCAGCAUGAACCUGGAGAACUUGUACUUACAAGCUAAUAAGAUCAAAGAGUUCUCCCUGAGCAGUUUCUGCAGUACAACUGACAUGACAAACUUCUCCAAGCUGAAAAUGUUGCGUUUGGAUGCCAAUGGGAUCGGAGCCAGAGACAUUCCUGCUGAAGCUGCCUACUGUUUGCGGCAUGUUGCUUUUAUUGAUGUGUAG